Molecule: messenger RNA, 956 nt
Organism: Coccinella septempunctata (seven-spotted ladybird)
Lineage: Eukaryota; Metazoa; Arthropoda; Insecta; Coleoptera; Coccinellidae
Exons: 5
Coding region: 109-924 (271 amino acids)
Biological process (GO): regulation of cell projection organization
Cellular component (GO): ciliary basal body
Molecular function (GO): cytoskeletal protein binding
Source: RefSeq, a predicted model, not a curated record
CUGCAACUAACAAACACAUUAGCUAUACGUUUCGGCCGACGAGGUUUUGUGCGAAAUACCGCUGAAACUUCAGACGUUCAGUGCUAAUGAUCAUACAAAAGUUAGACAAUGGCAUUCGGAAAUCGGCCCCGUGAAGAGUUUGAGUAUGUGGUCUAUAAAGCGGCCCCAGCUAGAGUAUGCUUCGGAUCUGCUCUCGAAAGGAAUACUAGCCCAAUCGGUAAACACCUCACUGGUUUUCAAAAACUAUUCACCAUGGAAGAGAACAGUUUGUCGCCGUUUUCUUACGAAACCGAGAGCUACAGGGCGACCUCGAAUGCUAGGAAUGCUCCGCUUCCGAUGCUAACCUUGGAAACAGGAGAAAGAAUAAAAUUUCGAACAGGAGCCAGAUCAGCGAGGUUCAGAGAUACGAUCGUAAGAACACCAUCGCCAACUAGAUACGAGGUAACGUUAAAGUGGGAUAGUGGCAAGGAAUGCAAGUAUCCCUUCAAUAAUAGCAAGGAAGACGAUAGGAGGACCUACAGGCUGUCAUCCACGCCGGGGCCUGGAACAUAUCACAUGUGCGACUGGCAAUGCAGAAAAGCUCUUACCCAAGAUAACUUCGGAAAGCCGACCAAAGAAGACAUCAUCGAGAUGAUUUGCGUGUCUCGCCCAAGACACGAAUGCUCGAAAUGUAAAAACAUAUGCGUUGGCGACUAUUGGCAUCGGGACUACACGACUUUUUUGUGCAUGCCUUGCUGGUGGGAGGAAAGGAAGACCUCUGAAAUAUACAACGCUAAGGAACUGAAGAAGUUUUCGAAAAUCCGAAAUUGCUCAUUCAUGCAUAAUCACGAAGGAACAGAAGCAGCAAUCAACUUACUGCCACUGUCGAGGCUCAAAAAAAAAUUGAGGCUAGAAAGAUAUCUCAAUAAUUUUAUGAGUUGUUAGAUAUUGUAGAUUUAUAAAUGCAUAUAAUAUUG